AUGAAAUCUUUGAGCAGUGUAGGGGUUGGUUUGAGCAUAGUUUUCGUUGUUCUGUUCUUAGCUUUGAUUGCCGAGUUGUAUUACCUGCUAUGGUGGAAGAAGAGAUUGACAACCAACUCAGUAGACAUUGAGAAUGAUUACAACAGCUCAGCAACCGAGCUGUUCUACAUGUUUUGCUGGAAGAAAUCAGCACCGAGUCCACACGGAAUCCAACGACAGCCGUCUCAUCAUAUUAAUCAUAGUCUCCAGUCCAACAAGGAUUUGUUCUUCAAGCCCUAUGGUGAUGAUGAUGAUGGUUUGGGGCCACCAGGGUUAUUGUUCACCAUUGUUGAAGAAACAAAGGAGGACUUGGAGUCUGAGGAAGGUGUGGUUUUCUGUGUUGAAACACCAUAUUUGACACCACUUGCUUCACCUCCAUUCUUGACACCUCCUCUAACUCCAUUAGAGGCUGCUUGUGGAGCAUUCGACCCUUUGUUUAAAUCAUCAAACGGUGGAGAUUUAGACACGUCAUCAUCAUCUUCUUCACCUCCUUCAAAGUUCAGGUUCUUGCAGGAAGCUGAGGGGAAGCUCCAUAGGAAGAAGAAGAUUGUACAUUAA
Hibiscus syriacus is the source of this 597-nucleotide messenger RNA. RefSeq lists its product as uncharacterized. The transcript has a single exon. The coding region runs from base 1 to 597 and encodes 198 amino acids. Lineage: Eukaryota; Viridiplantae; Streptophyta; Magnoliopsida; Malvales; Malvaceae. The record is from RefSeq and is a predicted model, not a curated record.